Molecule: messenger RNA, 1149 nt
Organism: Penicillium argentinense
Lineage: Eukaryota; Fungi; Ascomycota; Eurotiomycetes; Eurotiales; Aspergillaceae
Product: glycoside hydrolase 5 family protein
Exons: 4
Coding region: 1-1149 (382 amino acids)
Molecular function (GO): hydrolase activity, hydrolyzing O-glycosyl compounds
Source: RefSeq, a predicted model, not a curated record
AUGAAAGUUUCUACUGUUCUGCUCUCCAUCGCCUGCCUGGUUGCGCAGGUAGCAGCCUCCCACCAUGGUAUUCCUAACCAUCAAGUGGUUCGGACACACGUUCGCCGGAACGCCACCAGCAUCGACGUUCCCAGUACCCAAGGUUUAAAUUUCACGAUCGAUGGCGAGGCAGACUACUUCGCCGGAACCAACAGUUAUUGGAUUGGUUAUCUGACCAACAACGCCGAUGUUGAUCUCGUGCUCGAUCACCUACAAGAGUCUGGCCUCCGAAUCCUCCGCGUCUGGGGGUUCAGUGAUGUGAACAGCAAGCCUACCGACGGCAAAGUGUAUUUUCAACUCCUGCAGAACGGAACGGCAACCAUUAACACCGGUUCUGACGGCCUCCAACGUCUGGACUAUGUUGUCGCUGCCGCUGAGAAACGUGGAAUCAAAUUGAUCAUCAACUUUGUCAACAACUGGUCCGACUAUGGAGGUAUUAACGCAUAUACCACAGCGUUUGGGGGUACCAGUACGAGCUGGUACACCACUCCAGUGAUUCAGAACGUCUACCGCAAAUAUAUAAAAGCCAUUAUUUCGAGAUAUAGCCAGUCAUCGGCAAUUUUCGCUUGGGAAUUGGCUAAUGAGCCUCGUUGCAGUGGUUGCAACACCUCGGUUAUCUAUAACUGGGCUGCCUCUACUAGCGCCUAUAUCAAGUCCCUCGAUUCCCAGCACAUGGUGGCCAUUGGAGAUGAGGGGUUUGGUUUGAAUGUCGGCUCAGACGGGAGCUACCCCUACACAUACGCCGAGGGACUUGACUUUGAAAAGAACCUGGAGAUCGACACUAUUGACUUUGGAACCUUUCACCUGUACCCUUCCACUUGGGGUGUAGCGAACUCCUUCGGAAAUGGCUGGAUUACAGCUCACGCCAAAGCCUGUGUAGCAGCACAUAAACCCUGCCUCAUGGAGGAGUACGGAGUGGAAACUACCAAAUGCACCGUCGAAGGCCAAUGGCAACAAACCGCCCUUGAGACUAAGGGGAUUGGCGCAGACCUCUUCUGGCAAUAUGGAGACAAGCUCAGCACAGGUAACUCCCCGGAUGACCAUUAUACAAUUUACUAUGGCACGGAUGACUACAAGUGCUUGAUUACCGAUCAUGUCGCGGAAGCUUAA